GGGAGCCACUAGGUGGCUGGCGCCUGGCUAUAUAUAAAGCAAUCAAGAAUGGAAGAAUUCUCUUGAAAAAGGUCACGAGUCACACCCACUGCACUACACGACACUUCGCCACCCGGAAGAGAAGAAACUUACGGCAUUUCUUAUACUCUCACUUCUCUGCGUUACCAAAUCUCACUUCCCAAAGAUCUAAAAAUCAAGUCUUGAUUGGCAGAUCCCAUCAUCAACUUCUGGGUUCAAGUUUCAUUCUCUUCAAAACUUGUGGAGAGUGAUCUGAAAUGGCCAUUUGUGCUACCUUGAAGUCUACUGCCCACUUCCCCAGAGAGUCUGAGUUUUGGGGAGAGAGGAUCAGAGGCAGUCUAAAGAACCAUUCAUUUGCUGGUCAGUUCCGGAAAAGUUUGAGGCUUGAAGGAAAGAAGAAGCAGAAGGUCAAAGCUGGGGUUGCAUUCUCUGUUCUCACUGCUGAAAAUGGAAGAGAGACUGUGACUAUAGAUGUACCAAGACGGGAGAGACGUCGGGCGGAUCCUAAAAACGUGGCUGCAAUCAUCCUGGGAGGUGGGCCUGGGACGCAACUAUUCCCUCUUACCAACAGAGCUGCAACUCCAGCUGUUCCAGUUGGAGGGUGCUAUAGGAUGAUAGACAUCCCAAUGAGCAAUUGCAUCAACAGCGGAGUUAACAAGAUCUUUGUCCUGACUCAGUUCAAUUCUGCUUCUCUAAACCGUCACAUUUCCCGCACCUACUUUGGCAAUGGUGUGAACUUCGGAGAGGGUUUUGUUGAGGUGUUGGCUGCAACCCAAACACAAGGGGAAACUGGAAUGGAGUGGUUUAAAGGAACAGCAGAUGCUGUUAGACAAUUUACAUGGGUAUUUGAGGAUGCUAAGAACAAGGAUGUUGAUAAUAUAGUCAUUUUGUCAGGCGAUCAACUUUAUCGCAUGGAUUACAUGGACUUGGUGCAGAAUCACAUUGAUCGCAAUUCUGAUAUUACUAUUUCGUGUGCUGCAGCAGGAGAGAGCCGAGCAUCGGAUUUUGGGCUGGUGAAAAUUGACAGAUGGGGCAAAGUAGUCCAGUUUUCUGAGAAACCCAAGAGAGGUGAUCUGAAAGCCAUGGAAGUAGACACUACUCUCUUGGGAUUGUCACCUCAAGAUGCCAAAGUUAACCCUUAUAUAGCUUCAAUGGGAGUUUAUGUGUUUAGGAGAGAUGUCCUUUUGAGGCUGUUGAAGUGGAGAUAUCCCACAUCCAAUGACUUUGGAUCCGAGAUUCUCCCCGCUGCUGUGAUGGAUCACAAUGUCCAAGCUUAUGUUUUCAGAGACUACUGGGAGGAUAUUGGGACAAUAAAAUCAUUCUAUGAUGCUAACUUGGCCCUAACUGAAGAGUCGCCAAAGUUUCAGUUCUAUGAUCCAAAGACACCUUUCUAUACAUCCCCGCGAUUUCUACCACCAACCAAAAUUGACAACUGCACGAUCAAGGAUGCAAUAGUUUCUCAUGGGUGUUUCUUACGAGAGUGCGCUGUGGAGCACUCCAUUGUUGGUGAACGUUCACGGUUAGAUGGUGGCGUUGAAUUGAAGGAUACUUUAAUGAUGGGAGCAGAUUACUAUGAAACAGAAUCUGAAAUUGCCUCACUUCUAGCCGAGGGAAAGGUGCCAAUUGGAAUUGGAGAAAACACAAAAAUUAGGAAUGCUAUCAUUGACAAGAACGCAAGGAUUGGUAAAGAUGUCGUCAUCCUGAAUAAAGAUGGUGUCCAAGAAGCAGACAGGCCAGAUGCAGGUUUCUACAUUAGGUCAGGGAUUACUAUUAUAAUGGAGAAGGCAACUAUUCCUGAUGGAACUGUCAUAUAAUAACAUGAGCAGAGCAGAAGAAGGUUCUUGGUUAAACUAUGUUCCAGUAAAGACUCACAACAAGAUAUUUUCUGCAAGUUUAUGAAGACUGAAGAGAAGCACAACUGAAGCAGAUCAAACAAAAAUGUCCCAAAAAAAAUUAAUGUAGAACUGUUCAAGAGUAUGUAAGAUAAAUCCAAUUUUCAUUCAGAUCAUUAAUAAUACUAAAGAUGGCUAUUUAGCUGUGGUUGUAAAAGCUUUUGAUUAUAAUAGCUAGAAAGCUCAGCAUCAAGUUUCAUUCUCAUUCUCCUUAUUAUUGUUAUUUUAUUGUUAUUAUUUACGAGUAUUAUUUUUUCAUUCUUCCAAAACAAAAACUGAUUAAUGGGGUAAAUGAAGGAAAGUAAUCAUCAAUAGUACUUUCCAGGAUAGGGUUAGAAGCUG
This is a messenger RNA of Cuscuta europaea, 2252 nucleotides long. Lineage: Eukaryota; Viridiplantae; Streptophyta; Magnoliopsida; Solanales; Convolvulaceae. The record is from the annotation of a GenBank genome assembly.